GGUGGCAGCCCGCCGGCUGGCAACUCCCAGCCGCCUCCGCCGCGGCGAAGCCAGCCCUGCCGCCGGCCAGCCCGCCCGCCCGCCAGCCCGCCGCCGCCAUGGGCUCCCCGCAGCACCCGCCGCUCACCCACGUCUUCAGGGGGACCUUCGUGCACUCCGUCCCCUCGGCGCCCAUGGAGAUCCUCCACGGACACCUGCUGGGGGUGGACGAUAGCGGGAAGAUUGUGUUUUUGGAACAAGCUGAUCAGCAAGAGCAACUGGCCAAGAAGUGGGGGUUCAAAACUUGUGACAUAAGAGAACUGAGUAACCAUGAAUUCUUCAUGCCAGGAAUGGUAGAUACACACAUUCAUGCCCCUCAGUAUUCGUUUACUGGUACAAGAGUAGAUCUACCUCUUUUGCAGUGGUUGACUACCUACACAUUCCCAACAGAAGCCAAAUACAAAGACAGUGAUUUUGCUGAAGAAGUGUACACCAGAGUUGUUAGACGAACUCUAAAGAAUGGCACAACUACAGCUUGCUACUUUGCAACAAUUUACACAGAUACUUCUCUCCUUCUUGCUGAAAUUAUAGAUAAAUUUGGUCAACGAGCAUUUGUUGGAAAAGUCUGCAUGGAUGUGAAUGACAGUGUGCCACAAUACAAAGAGAUUACUGCUGACUCUGUCCAAGAAACAGAAAGGUUUGUUAAAGAACUACUGGAAAAGAGAUAUCCAAGGGUACAGCCUAUAAUAACCCCCCGCUUUGGCCCUUCCUGCACAGAGGAUUUGCUGAGUGCACUUGGUGAUUUAGCACAGACUUUUGAUCUCAAUGUGCAGAGCCACAUAAGUGAGAAUGAAGAGGAACUCAAACUUGUGGAGAACAUAUUUCCUGCCUACCAGAAUUACACUGAAUUGUAUGAUAAAAACAAGCUGCUUACCAGCAAGACGGUGAUGGCUCAUGCCUGUUAUCUGUCUGAAGAAGAGCUGAAACUUUUUAAUCUUCGUGGAGCUGCGAUUUCACAUUGCCCCAAUUCUAAUCUUUCGCUUUGUAGCGGUUUGUUAAAUGUGCAAAAGGUCCUGAAACACAACGUGAAGAUUGGCCUUGGCACAGAUGUUGCUGGUGGAUAUUCAGCUUCUAUGCUUGAUGCCAUAAGGAAAACAAUGAUGGCAUCUAACAUCCUUCAGAUCAAGAAAGUGAAUGAAAAAGGACUAACUCUUGAAGAAGCUUUUCAACUAGCCACUCUAGGAGGAAGCCAGGCUCUAGGACUAGAUGACGUGAUUGGAAACUUUGAAGUUGGCAAAGAAUUUGAUGCACUGCUAAUCAACACGAAGGCUUCAGACAGCCCUUUCGACUUGUUCUCUGCUGAUAAUUUUGAGGACACUGUCCAGAAGUUCCUGUAUCUAGGUGAUGAUCGGAAUAUUUCUGAAGUAUAUGUGGCUGGAAAGCAAGUGGUUCCUUUUUCGAGUUCAGUGUAAAUCCAUUUCUCUUUUGCAAAAUACUCUGCUGAUCAUUCUGCAUCUGAAUUGGAAAAGAUUGAUUAAACACAGUGCCUGAUUGUCAGGAAUGACAUCUUGAUUUUGUUUAAUGUUUUAAAACUUGCAAAUAUUAGAAAUUUUGUUAGAACUUUCAAGAAUUACUUUACCAAAAUUGUCACAGUUCUAGAGGAAAUGGAUAUUUAAAUUUAUCUGUAAAAAUAGCAUGUGUGCAUGAAUAAGGGAUUUGGUAAAUACCUUAGUUAAAGAAGACACCUGCUGUUCCUUUUAGUAAUACUGUAGGAAGCAUUAUGAAGAGCAGUGAGACUCUCAUUUUCUAUAUUGCAUCUGAAUUUUAAAAAAGCCAGUGCUAGUAAAUUGAUUUUGCAAAUAAUAUCAGAUAAUCAGAUAAUUAUCACCAAGUAUGGAAAAAUCAGUGACAAUUUGGGGCAUUUAGAACAUUUUUUAAGUUUUAUUUAGGAGCUUAUUUUUUUAAAGUAAUUAUUUCAUUGAAAACAUUAUUUUUUUAAGAAAAAUUAGAUAAGGAGUGUGUGUUUAUAAAUAAAUAAAUAAGAGUCCUUAUUAUCAAAGAGUUCAAAUUUUCAUUUGUAGUCAGACAGAAGAGAACUGGUGGAAGAAUCAAGUAAGAAAUGAGGCAUUUGUCACAGGGAGAAGGGCUGGGAGAGCAGAAGGGCUGCAUUGUUCUAUGAUGCUGUCAGCUGAAACUGUUUUUCUGCAGAUUUUGUUCCUAAGUCUAAAAGUGGUCUGCCUGAUCUUCCACCCACUGCAUUGGAUUACCUUCAGGUGAGCAACAGCUGAAUGAAGUUUGUGUUAAAUUAGAAGCAGGCACUAAGAUAUCUGAGCAGGCUACUUGAGGGCAAGCAAAUGAAGAGUGUUUUCUGAACUAGAGAGUGUGCUUCAUCUAGUUCAGCCUCCUGCAGAACCUUCCUGAGCUCAUGUGCUCCUCACUAUUCAGACAGGAUAAUACAAUGUCCCUUCUUUCUGUAAGGGAAGUGAGUGGGUUUAAAACAAAUCCAAGAGCAAUGGUCUAUUUCUGGCCAUUACCACCUUUGACUUGAGCUGGAAAUUGUCACUGGAAAAAGCAGCUCAGCUUUAACGUGCUCUUCUGUCUUUCAAUGUGACAACCAUCAUUCCAGCCCUGUACAAGUCCAGGUGAAAAGUGUGCCCUUUUUUGCCUUGGAAAUCUGUGAGACUUCCUAUCUUAGAAAGCAUAUUUCCCUAUUUUUUUCUCAGAGACUUUUUUUUUUUUGGUGGUGAGAUUAGUUUAAGGAGGAGGUUGCUUCUUGUUUCUUUAUUAUGUUUUUGCAGCACAAAGAAUGUAAGCUUUAAUUUCAAUGUCCAUAGAGACAAUAUUGUAUUGAGUUACCAUAAACAUGUGUUGAAUAUGGUUUUAAGGCCUGCUUCAAACUCCUUUGAUUUCACUAAGCUUUGUUUCACACUUAUAUCUCACUGCUUGGCCAUACAAAGGCACAGGACUUCCCUCUGUUUACAAAACAAGGGAAGUCACUCCACCAAAGUCUCACUUCAUGUCUGCUUCUGAGACAGGGCUUGGCCUAAUGUUGCUGAUAACUUUCUGAUUUUACAAGUGUUUUCAGAGCUUACAUACCAUUAUGAUUACACCUACAUGAGACAGUAUAGUGUCAAAUGGAAGUGUAAAAGCUAGCUUGGGCACUUAAACUAACACAGUGCACUUUUUUGCUAAAGCUGAGAAGCCCUACAGAAGAGCAGGGGAUAUUGGCUUUCAGACACCACCUGAGUUCACCUGCGUGGCAUGUUCAGUGAAAGCUAGCUCAGGUAUCUUCACACGGCACUGCACUGUGCGUGUGCUUGCAGAGGUUAAGCCUUUGUACCCAUUAUGUUCAAUGAUUCCUAAGUCUUUAGGAGUCGAGAUUUAAGAAUUAAGAUUUCCACGUUCCAUCAGGGUGUUUUCUUAACCAUUUUGUUUUUCAUUUGGACCAAUCACCUACACAGCAGCACACUUGCACUUGCUUGGCAAAUACAAUAUUCAGCUAUUUAAUUUUGUUUCCUGAUUCAGGGAGCAUUUUUCCUCAUGAAUUUUGACAUAAAUUUAAUUGAGCAUAUUUCACGUUCCAAAACCAAAGAUCUGUGAGACACAUUUUUAAUCUUCCCAGCUACUGCUUGAAACUAUUUUUAGGGAGUUGCAUUGUUUUCAGCUUUAGCUUUCCUGCAAGAAGGUUUUCUGGGGCGGAGAAAGAUUACACAGCCUUGUGUACAAUGUAUGUUUGUGCCCUACUUCUUCACUUCCAGAGCUAUGAAUUAAAUCAAUGCUUUUAUUUUAAUGGUAGUCUAAACUGUCUCUGACUUAAUUCCUUUCCUUCUGUUUGUAGUGUUGUUAAGAAUGGGAUUCAGCAUUUCUUCUUAAAAGAUUUACAGGGGAGGAGGGGUUGCUUAUUUGCAAACUGGGAAUACAGAGGAUUUUUACAAGUUCAACACUAUACUGCCAGCCCAGUUACAAAGGGACUAGUUAGGAUAACUGCUGCCAGUGAGCUUGGUAUCUGAAGCUGCAGAUAUUGGCUGCGCCACGAGCAGUUUCAUUCUUGUUAAAUUCAGGCACAAGGUAAGAACUCAGUCUUUUGCAUGAGCUUUAUUAGUGGCUAGUACCCAGACUUAGAAAGGGAGAACCAACUUUUUAAGAAUCUCAGCUGAAGGAGCGGGUCUGCCUGCAGGUGGGGCUGUGGGCUGCCUGCACCACCCUGCAAUGCCCAAGACUGGGAGGAGGAGCAACAACCAAGAUGGAUAGCAUUACACUAAAUAUUGUGGUGCUUAGGGGUAAAUGAAAGAAGCCUAAGUUUGAUGUGAGAGGAAGCCAGUGGAGGAAUUAAUAUAACAAAUAAACUGGGAGGUACUUUAAACAUCAGCAUCUUAAAUAUAAUUGAAUGGAGAAAGGCUGUAAAUCCAGGUUGAAGUGAGGUAGUCCCAAAAGCUUGUUCUCUGGCUUAUGUGAGAUUGCCAAGAUACUUGAUGCAGUAGGGGAGGAUCAGUAGAGGAAAGCAGUUACUGCUGAGACUUGUACAUCUACGCUAUAUGCGGCUUAAGACUACAUAUAAUCUAAUUCCUUGGAUAAAUGUCCCCACUGCAUAUGCAGUUUGAAGCAGGCCAGAUUAUUGGUUCAGACUCUUAAUGUCCUUUUAGAGGCUGGAGUAUAUUUGGCAUGCAACUGAGCUUACAGUGUAGUUUCCUCCAAAAAAUAACUUAAUCCUUGUGCACCAAAACUACCCUGCAAACUGAACCAAGGUUCAGUAAGGGAGGAUGGUUAGGAAUUCACUUCAGAACAGCACUCUUGCCUCAAACGAAAAUGCUAAUGGUAGCUAGAACUAUUGCCCCUCCAUCCUCAUCGUCACAAAACUUAGUAGCUGAAGACAAACUAAAGCAACCUCCUUCUCCCUUUCUCCCUCUUCCCCUCUGGGGGGGGGGGGG
This is a messenger RNA of Phalacrocorax carbo (great cormorant), 4907 nucleotides long. The record is from RefSeq and is a predicted model, not a curated record. Lineage: Eukaryota; Metazoa; Chordata; Aves; Suliformes; Phalacrocoracidae.